CCCGGGGCACCUCGUUGUACAAAUAUGGCCAACCUGCCGCCCGGGGACCCCAAGCUGGUAUCGCUGAUCGUCAAUCACCUGAAGAGCCAGGGCCUGUUCGAUCAGUUCCGCCGGGACUGUCUGGCUGAUGUGGACACCAAGCCUGCAUACCAAAAUUUGAGACAACGAGUUGACAACUUUGUAUCUAACCACUUGGCGAAUCACACCUGGAGCCCCCAUCUGAACAAGAAUCAGCUAAGGAAUAACAUCAGGCAGCAGGUGCUCAAAUCUGGAAUGCUCGAAGCAGGUAUUGACCGCAUCAUAUCCCAGGUGGUGGAUCCAAAAAUAAACCACACAUUUAGA
This is a messenger RNA of Staurois parvus, 342 nucleotides long. NCBI's taxonomy places the organism in Eukaryota, Metazoa, Chordata, Amphibia, Anura, Ranidae. The record is from the annotation of a GenBank genome assembly.